Messenger RNA from Plasmodium relictum, 3867 nucleotides. The record is from the annotation of a RefSeq genome assembly. NCBI's taxonomy places the organism in Eukaryota, Apicomplexa, Aconoidasida, Haemosporida, Plasmodiidae.
AUGAAUACUGAAAAAAAAUUCAGGAAAAGAAAAACUAGAAAUGUUUCAACGUAUGGGUUUCAUUAUGACAAUUGGAAGAAAAAUAUUACUAGUGUGAUUGAUUAUAAAAUUUAUGACUUUGAGAUAGAAGGAGACCUGAAAAAAAAAAGAAGAAUUUGCAGAGAAUUCAAUGACUACAUAGAUGACGAAAAAGAAGAGUUUAUAAAAAAAAAAUGUAAGUCAUUAAAUGUUGAAGGAGAGUCUGCAUACAAAUGCAACGAUGCAUGGGGUGAAGUGGAACGAUAUAUAAUUGACAAAAUAAAAGUGAAGUCCGAUCCUAAAUGUAAUAGAAAUCCUAGUAUUUAUCCAAAAGAAAAAAGAGAUAAAAGGAGGGAGAUAAUAAGUUUCUGUGAAGAUAGGGAUACGCGUUUUGAAGACAUGAAAAAGAAGAACAAAAGUGAUGAAUGUUUAAAUUAUAAUCAAUGGAUAGAUCAAUUUAAGAGUAACUUUAUUAAUACAAAACCAUGGAGUAUAAGUGAUAGCAAUGGAAGUGAUGAAGCUUUUACAAUUUCUAACAAUUGUACGUUGAUCAAUAUGGAGAUGUUUUCAAAUGAGGAUUGUAGUAUAUAUAAUUUGAAAUCCAAACCAACUUCAAGUAUAUUAUCAAGUCAACAAGGCUCAGAUACUCAUUUGGUAUCUUUACAAGAAACAUCUAGUAGCAAUGAAACGACAGUUAAAAGUAAUUCACAUACUACUAUCCUCAAACCUACAACAUUUGCAGCCCCACGCACGGUUGCAAAGAAUCCUGCACCCCUACUUUUAAGUGUAUCUAAACCUAUACCUUCAUUUUCACAAGAUACUUCACCUAUAUCUACAAAUAUAACUGAACAGAAAAAUGCAUCAACUCCUACAAAUGUAUUUAUACCCACAUCAGCAUCUGCAUCUGCAACUACACAGAAAACUCCGAUUAUGCUUCCACAUAUAAAUAUAUCUAUAAAUGAAUCACAAGCAUCUUCUACAAGAACAAAUAAUGUUUCUUCAAAUAAUGCUACAAAUCAUUUUAGUAUAACAAACAAUAGUGCUAUUAUUCCUUUAAAUUGCACAAAUAAUAAUGCGUUAAAUGGCACAUGUAAUAUUUCACAUUCUUUGUCUUCAUCUACUCAAAAUUCAGAUUAUAAAGAUAUACCCCCAAAUAAUUUGGUCACAAUUAAGCCUACAGGAAUUACGCCCGAUAUUACAACUACGCCUUUUAUUAUUCCUCUUUCAAUUGGAUUUGGAUCAUUUCUUGGAAUUCUGAUCCUUUUGAUCUUUUUAUAUAAAUGUACUCCCAUUGGAUCAUGGCUUGGUAACCGAAGAUCAAAGAAAAAAAAAAAAAAAUUAAAAAAAAAAAAAAAAGUACAAAUGAAUAGUGAAUUAAGAUCUCUAGGAUUUCUCGAUGAAAAAUCAGAGAGUAAUGUGAAAAAAAUUGGAACAAAUAAUAAGGAAAAUAAUUUUAUAUGUGAAGUUAGAUUAGAGAAUGAAAUUAGUGCAAAUGAAAGAUAUGGCGAAGAAGAAUCUCAAAAAGAUGAAAAUAAAAAAAAUAGGAAAAGAAAAGAAAAAAAAGAAGAACAUAAUGAAAGAUAUAUAGAAACAAAGAGAAAUAUUUUAGGCACAAAGGAGAUGUGGAAAUGGAAGACUGUAAUUGAAAUACAUAUGACAGUAUUAGAAGAGUGUCAAAAAGAGGAGUGGGAAUUGAAUAGAGGAGAAUUUCUAAGCAUUUGUCUAGAAGAAUUCAAAGAAGAUAUGCAUCCGAAUGUAAUUAACAGUAAUAUGAUAGUGGAAACAGAUCAAGAAAAAAUUACUAAUAUUUUUUUGAAAGAAAGGCCUCUAUGGAAAAUAUGGACGGAGUGGAAUGAUAAGUUGAUAGAGAAAUGGAAAAAGGAACCAUGGUUUAAAAAUUUGAAAAAAGAAUGGAAAAAAGAGAUAAAUAAAUCUAUAGAAUUAAUAGAAAAAGAAGAGAUGAUAGAAGGUGCAAAAAAGGGAACAAUUAACCUUAUGCUAGAGAGACAAAAAAUAAUAUGGAAGAAGUGGAUACAAAAGCAAAAUAAGUUACAUACUUUUGAUGAAGAAGAAUUGUUAAGACAAUUGUUACUAAAAUAUGCAGAAGAAGAAGAAAUGAAAAAAAAUAUAAAAACAGUAGAUAAAGAAAAAAUAAAAAUGGAGAUAGAGAGGAGAGAUAAAGAAGUUAAGGGUUCAAAAAAAAAUAAAUUCAUAUCGAGAUUAAGAAUAGAGAUACAUAUGAUGGUAUUAGACGAGUGCAAAAGAGAGGAGUGGAUAUUGAACAAAAAAGAAUUUCUGAAAACAUGCAUAGGAGAAUUAAAAUUACAUGAUAAUUCAAAUGAAAAAGAACUUUUAGAAGUGGAAGAAGAGAUAAUGAAAAACAUUAUAUUAGAAAAAAAAAAAGACGAAUUAGAGAAAAUGAAAGAAGAAAAACAUUUUAUUGAAUUGAAGCAAGAAUGGGAGAAUAAGGAAAAGAAAUAUAUGAGCGAGUUGAAUAAAGAAAACCUACUGGAUGAUAAUGAAGAAAGAAUUGAAAAUCCCAUGUUACAAAAACAAAAGAUUAUAUGGAAGAAACAUUGGGAAGAGAUACAUAGGAAGUUAGAGAGCGAAAAUAAGGAAGAGUGUUUUAUAAAGUUGAUGGAUGAAUUAAAGAAAAGAGAAGUGAAUAUAAAAGAAAUAGAUAAAAUUAAUGUAGCACAAAAAAAUAUAAAAGAAGAUGAAAUUGAGAAGGAAAAAAAAAGAGAGGAAUCACAUGGAAAAGAUGAAAAAGUAGGAAAAAAAAAAGAAAAAAAGAUAAAACAUAUGGAAGGACAGGUGGAAAAAGCAGAGAAAAAGAGUUAUAUGACAUUAAGAAAAAAGUUGAAGUGGAAAACUAUGAUAGAAAUACAAAUGCUAAUAAUAGAGGACUGUAAACAGGAGGAAUGGGAAUUAAACAGAGAAGAAUUUUUAGAAAUUUGCUUGAAUGAGUGGUUAAAAGAUAAGGGAUCAAUUGAAAAUGUAAUAGAAAAAGAAUCCAUAACAAAAGAAGAAGAAAAUAGUAACAUUGCAUUAGAAAAACAAAGAAUAUUAUCAGAGAAAUGGAUAGAAAGACAAAGAAGAACGUUGGAAAUGUGGGAAGAGGAAGAAUGGUUUAAAAAUUUGAAGAAAUAAUGGAAAAAGGAAAAAAAUGUAUAUAUAAAAGCAAUGGACAAAGCAGAAGUCAUUGAUGGAUCAUGUGAGAUAGAAAGAAAAAAAGAAUUAUGGAAACAAUAGAUCAAGAAACAAAGAAAAGUGUUUAUGAGAUAUGACAAGGAGAUGUGGUUUAAUAAAUUGUUAGAGAAAUAUGAGAAGGAAGAAGAUCGACAUAUAAUAAAAGAAAACGAAGAAAACAUAGAAGAAAAAAAAAAAAAUUCAGAUAAGAAGAAAGGAGAAGAAGUAAUAAUAAAAGAAGUAGAUAAGAAAACAAAGAAAAGUUUAAUAUCUCAUAUGUGCAUAGAGAUACACAUGGCAGUAUUAGAUCAGUGUAAGAAAGAAGAAUUGGAGUAUACGAGAAAUGAUUUUCUUAAGUCGUAUAUGGAACAAAAUAAAGAAAAUGAGAGAUCAUAUGAGCAUGAAAUGGAAAAUAAAGAAGUGGAUCAAGUAAAAAAAGAGAGAGAAAUGAAUUUAAUUAUAGAAAAGAAGAUAAAACAAUGGGAAUGUUGGAAAAAAGAAGAUUGGUAUCAAGAAUUGAAGUUAGAUUGGGAAAGGGAAAAGAAACAUAUGAUAAAAACAGCGGAUAGAAUAAAAGAAGAAAAAAUAGAUCCCAUGUUAGAAGCGCAAAUAGUUCAGAAAAAGUGGCAAGAAAAACAAAGAAAUAUUUUAAAGAAAUAG